AUGACGGGGUCACCCUCAGAGGAUGAGCUCUUGGCCUCCAGCCAAGAAACAGUUGAGGGCAAAGCUGUGGGCCACAGUACGCCAACAACUAUAAAUCAACCCAUAACAUCCGCUCAAGCCAUGGGGCAAAAUCGUGGUAAUAAAGGUCCCUCGAGGUAUAAACUUUUCCAGAGGUCUCUCGCUAUCCUUGGCAGGAUUCGGAAAAACGAGACCGAAGGUAAAGUUCAUCCCAAAGAUGAGACCGACAAGGCAAGAUGUCAAAAGGUGGUUGAUGAAUACUUGGCAUUCCAAGCCGCCAACAGGACAGAUGUCAAAAAACGAAACCACUCACAUGACGAAACUGGGAAGGUAACAAAGAAGCACAAGAUAUCGGAUCAGGGUGCAGUUGCCUUCAAACCUAUCAAGCGAUUUAGUGAGGUGGCACGGGACCAUCUCCAAAUGGCAUUGAUAGACGAAACCUCUAACGCCGGAAAACCAGUGCUUGACAAAUGGUCAGAAAUUGAGGCACGGUUGUCUCGCAUAGUCGUUGACCAUGUCAUGGCGAACCCGGAGGGCCAAACACCAGGUCUCGACUCGGUGGAGGUAGUCCGCGGUUACCGAGUCAUUAAAUGCGAUGACCAAUUCUCACUGCAUUUCUUGACAAACGUGAUUGGUAAAAUCCAGAAGAGCUGGGAAGGCUUGAAACUCAAGCUAAUUCCGGCUAGCGAGAUUCCACGAAGGCCGAGGGCUCGCAUCUGGGUACCACACAUGGAGUUUGAUGCCAAUCAACUAAUCCCCUACCUUGAGGCGCAUAAUCGCUCGGUGCCGAUGACCGAUUGGUCGAUCAUCAAAGCGGAGGCUCCGCAAAGGCACAGCAGGUCAUUCCUCCUUCUAAUUACAGAAGAGAGUCUGGAACCACUGGAGAAAGUUCUUUUUAAUAUUAUAAUGAAUGAAGAGCAAGUCAGACUACUUUUGGAGGAAAAAAAUUCGACUUCUGAUUAUGAGGAUGAAAAUGACAGCGACGUUGAAGACUUUGUUGCAGGAGAUGUAGAAAGUUGUGAUACCGAGCAAGCAGAUGAUGAAGGAGUUGAAUGA
This is a messenger RNA of Anastrepha ludens (Mexican fruit fly), 1074 nucleotides long. RefSeq lists its product as uncharacterized. The transcript is spliced from 2 exons. The coding region runs from base 1 to 1074 and encodes 357 amino acids. The record is from RefSeq and is a predicted model, not a curated record. Lineage: Eukaryota; Metazoa; Arthropoda; Insecta; Diptera; Tephritidae.